CCACAGGGGUAUUCUUGUGCUGUAUGACAAGACAGCUCUCUGGUCAGUGCUAUAUUUAUCUUGUAGCUGAACACGCAUUUGCAGGAGGUUGUUCGGCAAGAGAAAGGCAACAAGCCAGAGCACAGUUCAAACCGAGGAAAGUUUGUUCAAGCAUCCUCUGACAACACUGCCUUCAGCUGCAGAAAAUGAAUUCCCCCACGGCCUGGAAGAGUUAACCGCUGGGUUGGGAACAAAGAAUUCUCUCCCUGACUUGUCCAUAGCGCUCUGAAGGAGGAGGAAAGAGGUGAUAAGAUGGAGCUGAACAACAAGUUAAUGGGUGCAUCCGGAGGACAUCCAAGGGGACAAGAAGAGGAGGAGGAGGAGGACGGUCGUCCCGGUGCAAGCGGGUGGGAUGCUGGGGUCAGGAGUAACGACCUGGAUUGUGUACAAAUGUAUCUCACCUGUUUACCGGAGAGAUACAUGAAGGCAAAGUUUACUCUGACAGCCUACUUCAUGUGUUGGCUCAUCUUGAAACUCUGCAAGAGAGCUUGGGAGAAAAGAUGCUCAGCUGCCCAAAAGACUCCAGAACCAGUGGAGAAUUGCACAAGUGAAGGAGAGCUUGAUGAAGAUCAGGGUUCUUCUGUCCCGAGCACUCUGGAGCUGGAGAUACGUGGAUCAGGCCAGGAAACUGAUGAAGACUAUUUUGAGACACAGUCACAUCAGAGCGAAUCACUGUCAGACAUCAAGACUGAUCCUUAUGAAAGUGCAUCAGACUCCGAGUCCGUUGCCAGUGAUGCCACUAGAGAAACCAACUUGAAUUCAUCCCACCGUUCUUCAGAAAUAGAAGAACCUGGGCACAAGUGUUGUGAAACAAAAGGAGGAAUAGCUUCCUCCAAUCCCGAGCACACAAAACAAACUGAUUGUAUGCAAAAAGAAGCAGCAGAACUGAUAUCAGUUUUACCUGUGUCAACAAGAGAAGGCGAAUUGGAAGUAUCAACAUCAGAAUCAAAAACAAAAGAGAACAAUGGAGAGGAAAAAUGGUUACCACACAGUGUUAAUUGUACUGGGGCAAAAACUAGUAAAGAGGUCUUUUUAUCACAGACUGAAGCCAGGGUGACUACAGAGACAAUGUCUGUGGAUAGAGAUCCACACUUUGGUAUCUGUUCAAAAAAUCUAGCUGAAGGUGCUAUUAGUAAAGACAACACAAACGUGGACACAAAAAAGUGUACUAGUUUUAGAACCAACUCUGAAAGCUCUCUGAGUUUCCUUGAAGCCUGGCAUCCUUCUCACCACACACAAGUUGUUUCAAGAUACAGCUUGCCUAAUAUUCAUUUAGAAUCAAAGAAAACAUGGAAGAGAAACUGCAAAUCACCCAGUGUUAGAAGUAAACAAGAUCAUACACCUAACAUGACAUGCAACAGGAAAAACAUUGCUGAGUCUGACUGUUAUAAACCUGCUGAUGUGCACUUAUGUGGCAGAAGGGUGAAGGGUGAAGGUUUCCCAUGCUUAACAGCUGCAUUUCAGAUACCAGCCAUAAGACCAGGGAUCUUACAAAUGAAACCAUGGCAUAGUUCACCUGCAAACAUAAGUAUUCAAGAGGGCAGGGAACAUGACAGUGACUGUAUUUGUAUCAGGGAUAAACUGAGUUGGUCAUGCUCUAGGAUCCCCUUAGAAGUGUCAGAUUUUGGACAUAUAAGGGAAACUUUAGGAGGGUUUGGUAACUGCCCAAAAGAUCCUCUAAAAAUGGAGCAAGAUAGAAGCAUGGAAGGGUUACUUCUCAAUAUUUCCCAGGGCUCAAAUAAUAACCACUUGAUGCAAGCAGCAAGCUCCUACUGGGCAACUCCCUGUGAGAGUUUGCAGAACAAAUCUAAGAACUACGGCCUUAUAACAAAAAGAGCAGAUACCACGGAAUGCGAUUCUUUGGCACUAUCCAAGCUGCCAUAUUCCUCAAUGGAUAGUUACAAACAGGAAGCUUCUUUAGCUCUGGAGUAUGCCCCAAGAGGUACAAAUGCCAAAACAGUAUUAAGAAAAUAUCAGUGCACAUCCGCAAGUGAAGCAGAAAUUAAAGGGUUCCCACAGAACAUAGGUUCUGGAAUUCAUAUCUGUGAUGCUGAACAAAAUUUUCUAGAUAGAUGUAUCACAGCAGAUAAAUACGAUAUGAGUGGCACCCAUGUUUCUAUUAGUAAGGAAAUGAAUGUAGAAAAAGAUUGUCUUGGAACUCAAAAUAUUGGGUCUUUUUUAGGGUCAAGUGGGAUGAGAAGCAAUUCUGGAUUCAGUAUAGAUCUGGGAAUGCUUGAUGGAUUUCUGGCAUCAAGUGGGAAAGACGUAGCAGGAGAACAAGAGGCCAUUGUGGUUCCCAACAUGAGUGCAACUUAUAUUGCCUUAACAUGUCCUUCUACUCAGGAGAGAAGAGAUGUGCAUCCCAUUGAUACAGAAGGGAAGGAUUUUUCAUGGGGUAAUGUUAGUGGAGAUUACAUUUGCCAGGGAGAAAAAUCAGAGAAGCGUUCAGACUUGAAACCUCUGUUGAUUACCUCUCUUAGUCAAAAAGGACCUGAAUCAAAGACGAUGGAAGACAUGACCUUCUUCUCUGAAUCAACCCCUGCUCUACUUGAACGGGAGAGCUCAGCCUCUCAUCUCAGCACCAUAACAGAUGCUACAGAACCACAGGAAACUCUGAAAGCCCAAUCCAAUUGUGGAAAUUUCAGUUUGACGGGACAUAUUAUAUCAGGCGGCGAUGGUGAGUUCCUUGUAAGGCUGGCCACCCAAGAAGGUCCAAAAAACAAAUACGAGGAAGCAGAGGCAACUGUUCAGGAUUUAUCUUCAGUGCUGCCCCCUGAAAUGAAUCCUAAGGGAGCUAGUGUGGAGUACAGUCCCUCUAGGAUUAAUUUAAGUUUGCGGAAUGCUAUACCAACCUGGAAAGAAGGGGACUACACAGAUGAUUUGCCAUUACAAUCCCAUGCUGCAAAUGCUGAGAUGUUACUCAGAAAACCCUCCCAAAUGAAAGAUGAUUCUGUUUUUAAGAUGUUGCAAGUAGCAAACCUAUCGUAUAUAUCUAGAGACCACUCAGUGGGGGAAACAUCUGUGACCCCAGCUAUAGAGGAAGACAUUUGUGUGCAGAAGAGGAAUACUGUUAGUGACCUCUGCCAGGAUGUCAUUGUUGGUGAUACGAGACUAGAGCAUAAUAUUUACAGUAAGCAAAUUCUUGAUGAGGAGGAGGACAGAGACCCCUGUGAUGUAUCACAUGGGAAAACAGACAUUUUUCUAAACACAGAACAAAACAGGGGCUUUUCUGCAGAAGACACAAAGUGCAUUGGCAGAGAAAAUGGGUGGAAUCUGAACCCAGAUACCUGCGACACUUCAGGGAAGGCUGACAGUCAAGACAAUAGCACUGUAGGCCUAGAUAACAUCAGCCUGGGAAGUACAAACAGUGAGGAGAACCUGUUUAAUUUCCCUGGUAUUAACAGCAGUUUCUAUAAGGCAGUGCAAAGAAACAACAAGGCUGGGGCCACAGAGAAGUCUGCCAAGCAUUCUAAAUUUUUAGCUUUUUCGAAAAUGGCGUCUUUCAGGAAAAACAAGCUAAUGUCUCCUGAAAAUCAGGACAGCAUCAGGACCAAGACAGAAAGAUUAGAUGGGAGUAAAGGGGAGGAGAUGGAAGAUGGUUUGAAGCCCGUCAGCCUUACGGAGUAUUCAGAUGAUGAUGAUGUCUUUUAUGACAGACCAAUUGGACUCUUCAACAGAAUUAGCCUGAGAAAAGCAUCCACCUCUGGGCGGAUCCUCUUGGAAGAAAUGGACACUUCUUCUGCACAAUCCAGAACAAAAUACUCCGAAGGAAAGAUUUUAGGUUCUAUGGAGAACAAUGAUGAUGAGUUUUCUGAGUGCUCUGAACUCAGAAAAUCUUCAUCUGAGAAUGACUUUAAAAGGAGCAAAAGCACGGAGAAUAAAAAAUUCAGGAGUCGUCUAGCCAUGGCUCACCGAUCUUUCUCAAGUUUCUUUGAAUCUAAGUCUCUAGAGAAGGAAAAUGCUGAGCAGACCCCAAAAGUUUCAAUGAAAAAUGAAAAGGAAAAAGCCAAGUUUCACCAAACAUCUUGGAAAGCCUUUCUGAAAAGCAAGGAGGCGGAUGGUGUGAAACGGCCCACUCCAGUGCAGCGAAGUCCUCGUUCAAACCAGAGCCCCAGAAGCUUUGUAAGAACAGCAUCCAAGGAAAAGCAGGAAUGUCAUAAUGGACAAGUAGUUAUGACAUCCAGCACAGCUAAUGGCUCUUUGAAAGAAGCUGGAUGUUCUGACAUCUAUGGGACUAGUGACUGUGAACCACUGGACACAAGGAGGAGGAAAAAAGAGCUGUCUCAUGAACUGAUUAUGAAUUCUCCAAAUAGCCCAGAUUGUAAUGGGAAAGAGGAGGCAACAAGCAAUGAUGGAGAUACUUCCUUUGAAGAAUUCUGGUUGAGGUCUCCAGUUAGCCCAAUUGACCUGCAGUCCUCAUUUUCUCACUUUACUCCCUCUUGCCCCCACUUGUCCAUGUACGAACGAAAAGAUAUGCCAUGCAGGCCUAUGAGUCCCAAGCCACAAAGCCCUCGAACCAAUUCUCAACGCAAAGGUUUCCAUUAUCCUGGAAAGUUAAGUUCCACUUCAAUGAUAUCUCUUGGAAACAUCUCCAUGAACGAUGGCAGCUUGGAAGCACCUGAGAAGCCAAAGACACUAAAACCCAGAUCUAGCUACCUGCAGUCAGUGCAUUCUCUAGAUAAUGACUAUCUGAAAGAAGACAGCGGAAUAAGUAGCCAGUCCCAGAUCAGCUUAAACACCACUUCUUCUGUUAGUGAUAUCAUCAGAGAUGAGGAGAAUAUCCAGCCAAAUCAAAUAUCAUCAGAAAAAAGACUAGGUGACAAAUGUGGCCUCCCCUGCAGAAAGAGAUCUACUCAGAUGCCACUGUCUCCACACUCAUUCUCAAACAUAGAAAACAAAGCCUGGAUGCUCCCCUUCCAUGUUCAAGAGGGGAAAGCAGAACAACAAACUCAGUGGAAGAGACCUGGACUCUUAUAUAAGCGUUUCAGCUUUGAUGACGAACAGAUGGAGAAGAAUCGAAAAAGGAAGCUUGCAAAAGAGACCCAGUCAGACAGAGAGACUGAAGCAAGUAACUUGCCAGAGGAUCAGUUUAAAGUUAAAAUGAGACCAUCUAGUACUUCAUCCAUGUCCUUUGGUGCCCUUCCCCUCAAGUUGCAUCUCUACUCCCAGAGCACACCAACAGGAUUAGACUGUGUGGGUUUGAGAAGACGCAUUGCCUUUCCUGUGGAAAUUGUGAUUCGUGAAGUGAAAGUGACUCAGUCAUGUAUGAUGGUUCCCUUCUAUGCUAGAGAUAAAGGGCAAUGA
Pogona vitticeps (central bearded dragon) is the source of this 5343-nucleotide messenger RNA. Lineage: Eukaryota; Metazoa; Chordata; Lepidosauria; Squamata; Agamidae. The record is from RefSeq and is a predicted model, not a curated record.